AUAAAACCGGAUCAUAUAUCCCCGAUGUUGGUUUACAUUUGCUUUGCACUUUCAAGCGGUGAAACCACAAACAAGACCACAUAAUCUGUUACAUCCACCAUCAAGAGAAUUAUAUUUACAACCAUCACAUCAGCAAGUUUAGACAUCUUCAAUCAAUUUAUAGAAUACAUCCUAUCUAGACUAUAUCUAGUUAAACAGUGUGGAAUGGCUCUUAAUUAUAUUUAUCAGGUCAGAGCAGGGACUUGCUAACAUUAGUAUAGUGAGUCCCUGGUUAAAGGUACAAUGACACAAGCUCAGAUAUGUCACGCAGACCAAAAUAACAUGACAAUAUUUUCUAUUCCUACAACCUCCUUGACCUUUAAUGAAACAGAUCAGGUCAUUUACCAAGUAGAAUUGGGACAUCCAGUUCAUGGAGAAAUAACAGCUUUAGGAGAUAUACAGUAUGAAACCAAGCUAUAUGAUCUACCUAUUAAUUCAGAAAAAGAAAUGGCUUCAUCCAUUGUUUCUGCUAAACGAGGAAGGAAAAGAAAAACUGGUGACGAUUUAAAAUGUGAUAUAUGUGGAAAACAGUAUGCUCGUUUGAAACAACUGACUACUCAUAAAAAAUACCAUUCAGAUAAAAGACCGUAUGAAUGUUCCGUUGUUGAAUGUGAUAAAAAGUUUAAACUUGCGAGUGAUUUGUCAAGACACAUGCGUAUUCAUACAAACUCACGGCCAUACAAAUGUAAUUAUUGUGAUAAAACAUUUACCCAGUGUAGUUCUCGAAACCUCCAUCAUAGAGUACACACUGGCGAAAAGCCAUAUAAAUGCAAAGAGUGUGGCGCUAGUUUCAUUCAAUCAGGAUCCCUGACAAAUCACAUGAUCAAACAUACGAAUGAACGUAACUAUAAAUGUGACCAGUGUUUAAGUACGUUCAAAAGUCGUAAGACACUUCUAAGACACAAAAAUAUCCAUAAUCCAACUAGAGAAUAUCAAUGUCAGUUUUGUUGGAGGGAAUAUCGCCAGAAAUAUUAUUUUAAGCGACACUUGAAGGUGUGUAAACUCAAGAACAAUCAUCAAGAUAAAAAAUAUGACCUUGAAAAAGUUAAAGUGGUUACUGAAAAUAAGUCCGGAAAAACUGACGCCGAAAAGAAUGAAGACAUUCAAGAUCUACCUUUGAAUCAAGAUUUAAAUGAUGAGGAAAAGUACGAAGACAAUCAAGAUUCCCUGAAGAUGCAAGAUUCCUCAAAGAUGCAAGAUAGCAAUGAAAAAGCAUCCAAAAAUUUAAUUUUAAAGCCUUUUUUAUGCUCUCUAUGUGGGAAACAGUUCACCAGUAAAGGGAACUUAAAACAUCACUUCAUAACACAUAAUUAUACGGGAGGAUUUUUAUGUGAAGUCUGCGGUAAACGGUUCCAUCACCAACCUUCUCUAGAUAAUCACGUUAAAAUACAACACAAAGGGGAAUCCCCUUAUCAGUGCUCUAUUUGUAAAAAGAUGUAUACUUCCUCAGCUAGUUUGAAUAAUCAUUUUAGAAUUCAUUUUGAUGAUCGUCCAUUUGCUUGUAAAAUAUGCAAGAAAAGUUUUAAAGUAAAGGGGGCGUUGCUCAGACAUAUGAAUAUACAUGUUCAGGAUUCUCCGUUAACAAAUUGUGAGUUCUGUGGUAAACCUUCCGUUGACAGAAGUGCAAAGAUCACACAUUAUAAACUUCAUUUUAAUCGUUUGUUUCAAAAAGCUGAAGUGAAAAAAACUAAUACUGAGAGCGAUACGGACCAGAUUCAGAUCUUACAUUCUAUAUUAAAAAAUAACCGAGGUCUGAUCAAAAACCCAAAAUCUGAGAAUAAGCCAUGUAAGUCAACAUAUAAAGAACAGUGGAAUAAAUGGCAAGAAAGUAUGUUCAAAGAAAUUGUUGAAGUUCUUGGCGCUGAGAAAAAGAACUUUAAUACACCAGUUAAAUUUAAAGACAUACCAAAAAUUGGUAUUAUACAAAAAGAUGUCUAUAUUGAUAAACAAAUUAUGAAAAGACCAUCAAAGAAAAUGAAAAUAAACCACAAAAGAACUGAAGAAGUUGUCAUUGAUGAAAAUCACACAGGGGGUAGUAAGGAUUCUAAUUGUCAUGACAACAGUGCAAUCAACACAUUAGAAAAGAUAACUAGCAAUAAUUCAGAUGUUUCUCGAAAUUCAAAGACAUCAGAAAAUUGUUUGAAUGAAAAAAAAGAUAGUGUUAAUAUGAAAGAAGACUUGUCAGAAAAAAGUUUAACAGAUAUUAACAUGUACAUGGUUGAACAGGAAGGUGAGGAAAAUGAUAAAGUAUCAAGUGUGAACAAGGAUGAAUGUCCUUCAUCUAAAAAUUUCAGUAUUGAGAACAGAAGUAAGGGAGAUAAUAAGCUAAAGUUCGAAAUUGAUGAUUUUAUUAAAAAGAUAAAUGAAACCACUGUACAAAUAAAAGAUGAUAAAGAUGUGAAUCCUGUUCUUGAGUUCUCAAAUAACAUUUCUAAAAACUCUUUUGAAACAAAUAAAGAAAAUUCAUCUGAAAAUUUUGGAAUAUUUAAAAUGGGAGACAACUCUUCUGAGUUGAAAGUUUCAGAUAUUGGUUCCAUAAAAGUGGAUAGCCUCUUGGAGAUGACAAAUGUUGGCAAGCAUGGUGGUAAUUUUACAAAAGAUGUUUUAUCAGUAGAACAUAAUUCAGACAUGAAUUUUGGUAAUAUGGAAGGAUUAAUAGAUUACUCUCCAAUGGGUGGAAAUGCUUGUGUAUCAUUUGAGGAGAACAAUACAGCCAAACAGGAGAAACAAGAAAACAUGUACAUGCUCUCAUCUGUUACAGAUCAGCAAGGAAAUGAGAUAGAUAGUACCAAUAGAAACAACAAAAAAAUAAGUACCAGUCAGGCUAACACAUCCAAAUUAAUACAGAACGGUUUAAAAGUUGUAAGAGUUAAUUUAACAAAAAUGGGGAAACACGGUGGCAUAGCUAAGUCUUAUUUCUGUUCGGAAUGUGAUAAAGGGUUUUACUUGAAACGUAUGCUUGAUAAACAUGAAUCAAAAUGUCGAAAGGAGGAGGAAGAAAAAGAGAAAUAUUUCUGUCACAUUUGUGAUAAAGAAUUUAGUUCACGAAGUGGUAAAGUAAGGCAUAUUGAAACUGUUCACCCAUUUGAUGGCACUAAGAAAUAUGCAUGUCAAAUAUGUGGGCAAAGAUUCUCACAAAAUAGUUCCAAAGUCCUUCACACGAUUCAAGUUCAUCAGAAUGAGAAACGAUAUAAGUGUUCCGUGUGUAAAAUUCAUUUCAAUAUAUUAGCCGACUUGAAAAAUCACCAGAAAAAACAUACAAGUCGAAUAAAGAAAUUCAGCUGCCAAUUGUGUGAUGGUCUUUUCAAUCGAAAGAGUGAUUAUGACUAUCAUGUUGGAAGAGUCCAUCCAAUGUCAAGGCCGUAUAGAUGUGGGGGAUGCAUGAAGGGGUUUAGAACAGCUAAGGAAGUUAGGAAUCAUGGACAAAUUGAUAGAUGUAAAACUGCAACGCCAAAAAUAUUAAAAUUAGUUGUUGUAGAUGAAACUGACGAUUCAAUACCUGAUGACAAUUGAUACUGACAUUUAAUAACACUUAUUUUUAGAAUUUCAUACAAAUUGUAUCAUAGUUUGGUAAAAAAAAAAGUUAUAAUAAUUUAUAGAGUAGAAGAGGUACUAGUAUGGCGGCUAUAUGAAAAAUUGUGCACAUCCUGCUACAAGCAUGAAAUUUGGCAUAGACCUUCCUCAACUAUUUCUCUUUCAUUUCAGAUAGGGAGGCAUU
Mytilus trossulus (common blue mussel) is the source of this 3757-nucleotide messenger RNA. RefSeq lists its product as uncharacterized. Gene Ontology annotation, biological process: regulation of transcription by RNA polymerase II. The transcript has 3 exons. Gene Ontology annotation, cellular component: nucleus. NCBI's taxonomy places the organism in Eukaryota, Metazoa, Mollusca, Bivalvia, Mytilida, Mytilidae. Bases 283 to 3552 code for a protein of 1089 amino acids. Gene Ontology annotation, molecular function: DNA-binding transcription activator activity, RNA polymerase II-specific; RNA polymerase II cis-regulatory region sequence-specific DNA binding. The record is from RefSeq and is a predicted model, not a curated record.